Messenger RNA from Glycine soja, 1022 nucleotides. RefSeq names its product single-stranded DNA-binding protein WHY2, mitochondrial-like. Gene Ontology annotation, molecular function: single-stranded DNA binding. The record is from RefSeq and is a predicted model, not a curated record. Gene Ontology annotation, biological process: regulation of DNA-templated transcription; defense response. NCBI's taxonomy places the organism in Eukaryota, Viridiplantae, Streptophyta, Magnoliopsida, Fabales, Fabaceae. The coding region runs from base 118 to 825 and encodes 235 amino acids. The transcript is spliced from 8 exons.
GGGGAAAGGCGAGAAGGGAGCAUUUUCCAUUUUGAAUUGGGCAACAGAGCUGUGAGACAUAAAACCCCAUUUGGUGUGGUUAGACAGCACACAAGUGAAGAGAAAGAGCCUUCCAAAAUGUUCAAGCUAUCUCGCAUGCUCCCUCUCACUUCCACUUCCAGGCAUAGGCUGUUGGAAGUGCUGUCCUCUAGGAAAGUUGAAGUCGGAGACCGUCUUAGCCAUUCAGCUGGCAUUUCUACUGCUACAAAUAACUAUGCUGCCAAAGGAUAUGCUUCCGAUCGAAUAUUUGCUCCUUAUACUGUUUACAAGGGCAAAGCUGCAUUCUCGUUGAUCCCUUGUCUUCCAACUUUCACUAAGUUGAAUUCUGGGACUGUUGUAGUUGAUCGACGUGGUUCAAUCAUGAUGACUUUCAUGCAUUCUAUUGGAGAGCGCAAAUAUGACUGGGAGAAAAGACAAAGAUUUGCUCUCUCAGCAACUGAAGUUGGUUCUUUGAUAACAAUGGGCGCUCAAGAUUCCUGUGAUUUCUUUCAUGACCCUUCAAUGUUAUCAAGUAAUGCUGGUCAAGUAAGGAAGAGCUUAUCAAUUAAGCCUCAUGCAAAUGGCUACUUUGUGUCUUUGACUGUUGUCAACAACCUGUUAAACACCAAUGACUACUUCAGUGUUCCUGUCACAACUGCUGAGUUUGCUGUAAUGAAGACAGCUUGCAGUUUUGCACUGCCACACAUUAUGGGUUGGGACCAGAUAACUAAUCAACAAUCCAGAGGCAUAGAUGAUCUUCAAGCAAAGGGUGACUCUAAAGUUUCAGACUUGGAAUGGGAAAAAUGAAUUGCUAGGAAUAUCCGAAUAUGAAAUGGAUCCUUUUUUGUUUCGCAAUUCCAUUUGGUAUAUUGCCAAUUUGAAGACAAGGAUUUGCUGGGGGAAGAUGUAAAUUACAAUCUUUAAGAAAGGGAUCUGAAGUUGUAUAACUUGUUAAACUAGUUGUUUGAAAAAUUAUCAAAUGACAAAUGUUUUAUUUAGAUAGA